AUGGAACCAGACUAUGUGCAGAUGGUUCUGAGUGUGUCCUCUACAGCCAUGAGUGUGAUGGACAUAGGGACUGCUCCGAUGGAUCUGAUGAGGAAGGCUGUGUGUGUCCUCUACAGCCAUGAGUGUGAUGGACAUAGGGACUGCUCCGAUGGAUCUGAUGAGGAUGGCUGUGAGGAGGACUGUGUUGAUGGCUCUGAUGAAGUGAACUGCCAGGGUGUAGUGGUUCCAACCUCCAGUCUAAACGCCCCAAAGUGUCAACAGGGCUCCAAACUCUGUGCAGAUGGCUUGGAGUGUGUCAAUUACAGCCAUGUGUGCGAUGGACAUACAGACUGUAGUGAUGGGUCAGAUGAGGACCAAUGUGGUGAGUUACUUAUUGACUGUUGUUGA
This is a messenger RNA of Knipowitschia caucasica, 387 nucleotides long. Lineage: Eukaryota; Metazoa; Chordata; Actinopteri; Gobiiformes; Gobiidae. The record is from the annotation of a GenBank genome assembly.